AUGUGCGGAUUCGACGACUUGCCAACAGAAGUCUUUGAACAGAUCAUCGACGACGUGACGAGUCUCCGAGAUCUGAGCUCUCUCAGCCGCUGCAACCGUGGACUUUACUGGGCAGUUUCAGAUAAACUCUUUACAAGGGCAUUUGAUAGACGUGCCGCGUCGAAAGGAAUCGAUCAUGCGGUCUCGCAUGUCUUUAUGCAUACCGUCAAACACGACUCGCGGCAUCUGAUCCAGUGGUUGAUGUUUCGCCAGCAUGGCCCGAGAUUAAGAGGACCGUUUCCUUUGAUGGAAAGUUUUACUUUUCUCCAUUACGCACUACUACAGGAUGCUCCCAAGGUAGCGAUUCAACUUCUUAAGCACGGAUCCGAUCUUGAUGAAGAUGCCGCUCUUUAUCCAGACCUAAAAUCCCUGUAUAUUUCAGUGGCCAGGCCUCAUAGCAACAGUCUUGGCGCACUGGACGGGGCUCUUCGCAUCGCAAGUAGCUAUGCUCUUCCAAGGAUGGCGGAGUAUCUCCUUAUUCGCGGCGCUGAUCCGAACACGUACAGCGCAUUCGGUUUUGCGGCAAUUCACAUCGCCGUGAGUAAAAGGGUACCAUGGGCGCAGUUCAAAAUGUUUGCCUGGUUUGAAGGCCAAAAAGAUGCAGAGAGUGCUCUAUGGAAUGCUAAGAACGCUCGCACUGCGGAAGUCUUGCUUCGUUUUGGCGCUGAUUCCAGUCUUCCCAUCCAAGGCUAUCGCAGUCAUUCGUGUGGAGCAAAAUGCUGGAAGUCAUUGGCCUGUUGUCCCAGGGAGCAGCGAGUUCUGCAUGUUGCAGCUGGCGGAGGAUCUCUUGCAGUCGUUUCGAUGCUUGUCAAGCAGAAAGUGAGCUUUUUCCAAGCCGAUGGGGAAGGAAACUUACCUUUGUUUCACGCUAUGGUUCAAGGUCAUGAUGAAAUCGUUACCUUUCUUAUGGAACAAAUGCGGCUUGUUCAACGGCGCAGAAAGAAGUCGACAAAUGCAAUCAUCUGCAAGUCUACACAGAGCACUUUGCUACACAUCGCCUGUCGAUUUGGAUACUCUGAUGUGGUCAGCGCCCUCAUAAAGGGCGGUGCUGAUGUGAAUGUGGAGGAUGCUCUAGGCCGACGACCGAUACACGAAGCUCUUGGGCAAUGCGCUUCUGAUAUGGAGGACCGUAUCGUGGAGACCCUUUACCUUCUUUCAGAGAAUGAUGCUUCCCCAGAUGUUGUUGACUAUGACGGCAGGAAAGCCAGGGGGCUUGGGGAGAAGCACAUUUUUUCCGGUGUGCGAGCCCUCUUCGAGUACGCCACUAUGGCAAAAUAUGAGUGGUCCCGGCUCACAGAGUCGCAACGACCUGAGAAAUCUGAAAUGGUCAAUAAGGUGCUGAACCAGGUAAGGGCUCAGGCUCGACCCAGUAAAAAGGAUCACCAGAAUUCUGAAUUCCCCUCGCUUGCUGCUCUUAAAGCAAAGGCUGCAACCAAGGUCACCAAGUCCCCGAAAGCCGCCGUUUGGGUCCAGCAGGAGACGUUCCCUGAGCUGAAGCCUUCGAUGAGAGCUCCCCAACUGCAGAAUAAAACGGCAAAGUCUGCUUCAAGCGCAGGUUCGGUUUGGGAUGCUCCUCAGAGCACCACUAAACCAGCGGAUGUUGUUGCAGAGACGGAGGUCAAGCAAACUGUGAGCAAGGAAGGUGGCAAGAAAAAGAAGAAGUGGAUGCCAGUAUCGCUUAAGAACAUUCCUUGA
This is a messenger RNA of Trichoderma gamsii, 1734 nucleotides long. RefSeq lists its product as hypothetical. The coding region runs from base 1 to 1734 and encodes 577 amino acids. Gene Ontology annotation, molecular function: protein binding. The record is from RefSeq and is a predicted model, not a curated record. Gene Ontology annotation, cellular component: ciliary inversin compartment. Gene Ontology annotation, biological process: protein localization to ciliary inversin compartment. NCBI's taxonomy places the organism in Eukaryota, Fungi, Ascomycota, Sordariomycetes, Hypocreales, Hypocreaceae. The transcript has 3 exons.